UAGAGUAAGACCGAUGAUUGCGGUAAAGCAAGGCAUCAGCGCAUUUAUAUAUAUUAUCUUCAUUGUGACACGGAAAUAUAAUAUUGUUCAAUUCCCUGCAGUCGAAACCCCAAGAUGCUGAUUCUUUUUGUGAUGUUGUUUGCCUUUCUGGGCUGGCUCGUCCAUUGGUUCCUGCGGAGCCUUGUUGUGGGUGACUUCGACGACAAGUACAUCUUCGUUUCUGGUUGUGAUAGCGGCUUCGGUAAACAUUUUGCGAUGCGAAUCGACGGUAAGGGGUUCCGAGUAUUUGCUGCAUGCUACACUCUGAAAGGUGCCCAGGACUUGGCUGCCCAAUGCUCUGAUCGCUUGACCACUGUCCAGGUGGAUAUCUCCUGUACCGAAAGCGUGCGAGAAGCAGCUGAGAUUGUCAAAUCAAAGCUGCCACCUGGUAAAGGACUGUGGGCUGUGGUGAACAAUGCCGGCUACACAGGGAAUUUAGCCAGAUCAGAAAUGCUGAGCAGAGAAGAUGUCCUAGCCACACUGAACGUCAAUUUGUUGGGCCACAUGGAUGUCCUCAAGCGCUUCCUGCCUCUGCUUAGACGAGAACGAGGUCGAGUUGUCAACGUGUGCAGCGUAGUGGGCCGUGUGGCCGCAGUUCAUGCAGCCUACUGCGUCAGUAAAUACGCGCUUGAAGCCUACUCAGAUAUUUUGAGAAGAGAGAUGGUACGAUUCGGCAUCCGGGUUAUCGUGAUAGAGCCCGGGUAUUUCAAGACGCCAAUCGUCAAUGCAGAAUCCGCCAUGGAGAGGUUGACCAACUCUUACAACAGCCUUGACGAAGAGGUGAAAAAGGCUUACGGGGUGGACUACCUCGCUAGUGUCAAGGCCAAGCUCAGGAAUGGAGACAAUCCGGAUGCUUACAAG
Messenger RNA from Aplysia californica (California sea hare), 900 nucleotides. RefSeq names its product 17-beta-hydroxysteroid dehydrogenase type 6. The record is from RefSeq and is a predicted model, not a curated record. NCBI's taxonomy places the organism in Eukaryota, Metazoa, Mollusca, Gastropoda, Aplysiida, Aplysiidae.